Molecule: messenger RNA, 1914 nt
Organism: Cordyceps militaris CM01
Lineage: Eukaryota; Fungi; Ascomycota; Sordariomycetes; Hypocreales; Cordycipitaceae
Product: phenol 2-monooxygenase
Exons: 4
Coding region: 1-1914 (637 amino acids)
Molecular function (GO): FAD binding
Source: RefSeq, a predicted model, not a curated record
AUGGCGUUGCAACAACACAAUUCACACUAUGUCAUUGUCAUUAUCGGAGCUGGCCCUGUCGGCCUAAUGCUUUCAACUUGCCUAGCUCGCUGGGGCUAUAAAAUAAAGCACAUCGAUAACCGGCCGGAGCCGACGCCCACGGGGCGCGCAGAUGGCAUCCAGCCCCGGUCUCUCGAUUUGCUCCGGAAUAUGGGCCUCAAGUCUGCCAUCAUGGCGCACAAACCUGCGCGUGUAUUUGAGGUUGCAUUCUGGGACCCCUCAGAUUCGACGCCUGGCAUUCAGAGGACAGGUACCUGGGCGUCGUGUCCAGACUUCGUCGACGCGCGCUACCCAUUCACUACUCUGCUACACCAGGGCCACAUCGAACGAGUCUUUCUUUCGGACCUUGAAAAAAAUGGCGUCGAGGUUCAACGCCCGUGGACCAUCACCGGCUUUCAGUCGGACGAGUCCCAAAAUCCAGAGUACCCUGUCACCGUGCAACUUGAACACGUCGACGGCAAUGCAAAGGAGCAAAUACAUGCCAAGUAUCUCUUCGGUGGCGAAGGGGCCAGAUCAUUUGUCCGACAGCAGUUGAAUAUUGACAUCCGCCACAAAGAUCCUAUUUCUCACGUCUGGGGUGUCAUGGAUGGGGUUGUGCAUACCGACUUUCCAGACAUCAAGAUGAAAUGUACCAUUCACAGCCAUCAUGGAUCCAUCAUGGUUAUUCCUCGCGAAAAUAACAUGGUCCGUCUUUACAUCCAAAUUGCGUCGUCGACGGAUCCAGAUUGGAACCCCCGCACAACAGCCACCGCAGAGCAGGUCCAGGAAUCCGCCAAAAAGAUUUUCCAGCCAUAUUCCAUCACAUGGGAACGCCUUGAGUGGUAUUCUGUGUACCCCAUCGGACAGGGUCUCUCCGAUCGCUAUUCGCUAGACCAGCGUGUCUUCCUUGGUGGCGACGCCUGUCAUACGCAUAGCCCCAAGGCUGGCCAAGGUAUGAACACGGCUUUCUUGGACGCACAGAAUUUGGCAUGGAAGAUACAUGCCGUAGAGGCUGGCUUCGCUAGUCGUGACAUUCUGAAGACAUACGAGGCGGAACGUCGUAGCGUUGCUGAAGCUCUGUUGGACUUUGACAACCGCUACGCAAAGCUCUUUUCGCAACGACCUCCCGAGCAAGGCGAUGUCGACGCGGCUUCAAAAUCUCACCCAGUGGACGAAAUGACUGAUAACGAAUUCAUCAAGACGUUUAAAGAGUCUUGCGAAUUUACGAGCGGAUAUGGCGUCUCCUACGGACCCAACGAGCUCAACUGGUCGUCCAAGCAUAAUGCUCAGUCUUCCUUGAUCAACCCUGCCGGAACCACACUCACCACCGGUCGAAUCUUCAAGAACUCUGAUGUAACAAGGGUUUCCGACGCGAAUGUUGUUCAUCUUGAGCAGGAAGUGCCGUGGAAUGGAGCUUUCAGACUGUUUCUUUUUGCCGGCAACCCCAGCAAAACUGCUACUGCCGUCACUGACUUCGCCCACCAUCUUCAGGAUCAGCGCUCAUUCUACGCCAAGUACCUGCGAGACGACAUUGACGAAGUGUCGCAUCAUGAGAAUCAUAACCCUCAUAGCCUUUUCUUCACAAUUUGCACGAUCAUUGCCGCAAAACGCCACCAGAUAGAAAUUAACAGGCAGCUUCCUCCCCUGCUGGCGCGAUACCGCAAUCAUGUCUACGCGGAUGAUCGCUGGGAUCGCCAUUUCCCUAACGCUACUGCCACUGCACAUGCUCGUAUGGGACUCGAUUCUGAGGAGGGAGGCGUUGUCGUUGUCCGACCCGAUGGCUACGUCGCUAUCGUCAUCCGCCUAGUCGAAGGCAGCGGCACCGUCGAAGCUCUGAACGAAUACUUUUCCGCCUUUUGCACGAAGAAAAUGGGCGGUCUUGCAUCACAUUUGUAA